This is a messenger RNA of Ostreobium quekettii, 888 nucleotides long. The record is from the annotation of a GenBank genome assembly. Lineage: Eukaryota; Viridiplantae; Chlorophyta; Ulvophyceae; Bryopsidales; Ostreobiaceae.
AUGUCGUGGCUUGCCCGCGGCGCAGGUCCCCAAGCGACGACCGCAACGAAGGCGCACAACAUGAAGUUCGCCGCUGCCGCCGUUCUGCUUUUGGCCCUGGCGUCCGUCGCCAGCGCCAGGCCCGUGGGCCUGCGGACUCUCCUGGACGCCAAGAAGGAGCCCAUCUACUGCACCGGCGCGGACCACGCCGAGGACGAGUGCCCCGAGCACUACGAAUGCGCCGCCCUCGACAAGAAGGUCUGCAAGCAGGUCCAGGACUGCACGACGGACAAAUAUGGCAAGGAGACCUGCACCUACAAGGAGCAAUGCUGGGAGUAUGAGUGCGUGGAGGUCCCCAAGUACUGCGAGGUGACCUACGCCGGCGAGGACGAGUGCGUGACCAAGUACGGCAAGGACCUCAAGUGCGAGAAGCUGAAGAAGAAGGAGUGCGUGUAUGAGAAGGAGUGCGAGUACGUCGACACCGACAAGUGCAAGGAGUACGAGUACGAGCGGAAGUGCAUCGAGGUGCCCACCAAGAUCUGCCUGAAGUACAACCAGGUGCAGAAGUGCGAGAAGGACCGCCAGGUGUGCAAGGAGUACAAGCAGGAGAGGAAGUGCGAGCAGGGCAAAUGCACCAAGUACGAUGCGUACGGCGGCUGCACCGCGUACGGCCAGGCGGACUGCAAGUACGUGGACACCGACAAGUGCAAGGUGUACGAGACGGUGAAGGGCAAGUGCGUGUACGUGAACGGCGCCUGCAAGGAGUACAAGAAGGAGGAGAAGUGCAACGACGUGAAGAAGGGCUGCAAGGUGUACGAGCAGGAGGAGGUGUGCAAGGAUGUGGAGGUGUGCUGGACCGCCAAGUGCGUCGAGGUGCCCAAGAAGUUCGGCUACAAUGCGGGCAAGUAA